Messenger RNA from Oreochromis niloticus (Nile tilapia), 2874 nucleotides. RefSeq lists its product as uncharacterized. Bases 1 to 2454 code for a protein of 817 amino acids. The transcript has 2 exons. The record is from RefSeq and is a predicted model, not a curated record. NCBI's taxonomy places the organism in Eukaryota, Metazoa, Chordata, Actinopteri, Cichliformes, Cichlidae.
AUGUCGGAGGGAGGAGACGGGGUCGGCACACCGGAAAGCUUGGAUUCUGAAUGCGAGGAAGCCAGGGAUCCACACGUCACGAUGGCGACCACGGUACAAAUAACAACCCCAGAAACAUUUGACUUCUCUCAUCCUGCUGAAUGGCCAAAGUGGAUCAGAAGGUUCGAAAGAUUUCGCAUUGCAACCGCUCUUGAUAACAAAUCAGACGAGUAUCAGGUUAACUCACUCCUGUACGCUAUGGGAGAUGCUGCUGCUGAUGUUUUGGCAGUUUUACCACUGUGCGAUGCAGAUAAAAAGAAAUAUGCAACUGUCAAAGAGGCAUUUGACAAACAUUACGUAGGAAAACACAACGUAAUUUUUGAAAGAGCACAGUUUAACUCCAGACGGCAACAGGAUGGGGAAGGUACAGAGUCGUUCAUCACUGCUGUGCACAAACUUGCAGAAAAUUGUGCAUUUGGAGCACUCAAAGACGAACUCAUUAGGGACAGAAUUGUGGUUGGCAUUAAAGACAAAAGACUGUCCGAGCAGCUGCAAAUGGACUCAGAGUUGACUCUUGCUAAAGCCAUUGAGAAAGUUAGGCAGAGCGAAAUGGUAAAGAAACAACAAUCAAUACUUCACAGCAGUGCGGCAGUGGAGAAAACACUGAACAUGGACACAACACGGACAAAUACAACAUGUGGGAAAACGCAGACGUGGCAGAAGAAAGAACAAAAGCCAAUCAAGCAAAGUGAAAAGGAAUGUGGCCGCUGUGGUCGCAAGAAAAAACUCUCAUGGAAAGAAUGUCCAGCCAAAGAGGUACAGUGUCGAAAAUGUCAGAAAAAAGGACACUUUGCUGUGGUCUGUCGCAGUAGUGAAGCUGCAGCGCUACGCGAAGUGACAGAAAAACAAAAAGAUACAGACAGCGAGGAUUGUGUGUUCUUGGGAGAAAUAGAGACUGAGAGGUCACAGCCCUGGGUGCAAAAGGUCAAGUUAAAUGGGGAAAAUGUAUAUUUUAAACUCGACACAGGGGCGGAUGUUACGUCUAUUCCAGAGGGUUUGUACAGUCCAGACAGAGAUGGUAAGCUGCAGAGACACAGAAAGAAGUUACUAGGGCCAGGCAGUAGCCCACUCAAUGUUAAAGGCUGCUUCGAGGCACAGCUAGCAGUGAAAGGGCCCAGUGUUUCUCAAGACGUCUACCUUGUGUCAGGUCUAGUUCAGCCACUAUUAAGCAGGCCAGCGUGUGAGGCUCUGGGUCUUGUGUACAGAGUAAGCACAAUAACGGAAUCGGUGACAGAUUUCAGGGCAGCAUACCCACAUGUUUUUAAAGGUUUAGGCAUGCUGAAGGAGCCUUACCACAUUGAGCUAGAGCAAGGAGCUGUACCAAUAGCCCUAUCUGCCCCAAGGCGCAUUCCUCUUCCCCUCAAAGAUGCAGCGAGAAACGAGCUGCACAGAAUGGAAGAAAUGGGAGUUAUCUCCAAAGUCACUGAGCCUACAGAGUGGUGUUCAGGCAUGGUAGUGAUCCCCAGACCAGCAGGAAAGCCCCCCAGAAUAUGUGUGGACCUCACACCCCUGAACACAGUAGUCAAAAGAGAAAGGCACAUCCUCCCAGCAGUAGAUCAAAUACUAGCGAUGAUGAAAGAUGCUAAAGUGUUCACAAAGCUCGAUGCCCGGUCUGGAUUCUGGCAAAUUCCGCUCACGCCAGAGUCAAGGCCACUCACUACCUUCAUCACGCCUUUUGGAAGGUUUCAGUUCAACCGCCUUCCUUUUGGCAUUGCAUCGGCGCCGGAACAUUUUCAAAGGCGUAUGUCACAGAUGCUGGAAGAUUUUGAAGGGGUGAUUUGUCAUGCCGAUGAUGUGCUUGUAUAUGGCAGAGACAGGCAAGAGCACGACCAGAGGUUGCACUGUGUGCUCCAAAAGUUUCAGAAGGAGGGUCUCACUCUGAAUGAGAAGUGUGAGUUUGCUAAAAGUCAAAUAAUCUUUGUGGGACACAAAGUGUCAGCAAAAGGCAUUGAGGCUGAUCCCAACAAGGGCAUGGCCAACUAUCUUGCCAAGUUCAUGCCACAACUAGCCACAAUCACCACACCAUUAAAAGAACUGCUAAAAGACAGAAACGAGUGGAUGUGGGCGGAGCCACAGGAAACAGCAUUUCAGAGACUAAAAGGCAUAUUAAGCUCUCCAGAAGUGCUCGCUCAGUACUCUAACUCAGCAGAUACACGAGUCGCUGCAGAUGCAUCGCCAUACGGUAUCGGGGCUGUUCUCACUCAGAAACAGUCUGACAACUCCUGGCGACCAGUCACAUAUAUCUCAAGAGGUCUCACAGACACAGAGAAACGCUACGCACAGAUAGAAAAGGAGGCUCUCGCUGUAACGUGGGCGUGUGAACGACUGUCAUCUUACCUCAUGGGCCUACAGUUCACUCUAAUCACAGAUCACAAAACCCCUGGUCCCUCUUCUGAGCACAAGAGGCCUGGAUGACCUGCCUCCACGCAUCCUGAGAUUCCGCCUCAGGCUGCUGCGCUUUACUUUCACCAUUGUCCAUGUUCCAGGGAAGAACCUCGUCACCACUGAUGCCCUCUCACGAGCAACGCUGGCGGGGCCUCCUUCUGCUGGGGAUCUUCAGCUGGAAAAAGAGGUGGAGGUUUUCGUGGACUGUGUGGUUUCCCAUCUCCCAGCCACAGAUAAAAGGCUGGAGGAGAUUAAGUUGGCGCAGGAAAUGGAUGACCUGUGUAGAAAGGUGGUGUAUCAAUGUGUUACAGGCUGGCCAGAAAAAGGUAAACUAGAUCCCGAGUUAAAGGGGUACUGGCAAUACAGAAUGGACUUCAGUGUAGUUCAUGGUCUUCUUAUGAAAGGGGAGAGACUUGUGAUACCACCUCAAAUGAGAGCAGAGGUUUUGUC